GCGGCGGAGAUGCUCCGGGAGGCGGAGUGGGGUGAGCUGGAGCUGGAGGACGGCUAGAGCGGGACAGCGAGCGGGAGAGCGGCGCAGUGUGGACCGGGGCCGGCCGGGCGGCUUCCCGCAGUCACGCCAUGAGCUACACCAGGCACUGGGGGGAGUGGUUCCUGAACCUGCGGGUGCCCCCCGCCGGCGUGUUCGGCGUGGCCUUCCUGGCCCGGGUCGCCCUGGUUUUCUACGGCGUCUUCCAGGACCGGACUCUGCUCGUGAGGUACACCGACAUAGACUACCACGUGUUCACGGACGCCGCGCGUUUCGUCACGGAAGGGCGCUCCCCGUACCUGAGGGCAACUUACCGCUACACCCCGCUCCUGAGUUGGCUCCUCACUCCCAACGUCUACCUGAGCGAACUCUUCGGCAAGUUCCUCUUCAUCAGCUGCGACCUCCUCACCGCCUUCCUCCUAUACCGCCUGCUGCUGCUCAAGGGGCUGGGGCGCCGCCAGGCCUGUGGCUACUGCGUCUUCUGGCUGCUUAACCCCUUGCCCAUGGCCGUGUCGAGCCGAGGCAACGCGGACUCCAUCGUCGCCUCCCUGGUGCUUACGGCCCUGUACCUGAUAGAGAAGCGGCUGAUCGCGUGUGCCGCGGUGUUCUACGGCUUCGCGGUGCACAUGAAGAUGUAUCCGGUGACCUACAUCCUCCCGAUCGCGCUCCGCCUGCGGCCCGAGCGCGAAGACGACGAGAGCCUCCGGCAAGCCCGGUACUGUUUCCAGGCCCGUCUCUACGAUUUCCUGAAGCGGCUGUGUAGCUGGGCCGUGCUGCUCUUUGUAGCAGUUGCGGGACUCACGUUUUUUGCCCUGAGCUUCGGUUUUUACUCUAAAUACGGCUGGGAGUUUUUGGAGCACACGUACUUCUAUCACCUGACUAGGAGGGAUAUCCGCCACAACUUUUCUCCGUACUUCUAUAUGCUGUAUUUGACCGCCGAGAGCAAGUGGAGUUUCACCCUGGGGAUUGCCGCAUUCCUGCCACAGUUCAUCUUGCUUUCGGCCGUGUCUUUUGCCUACUACAGGGACCUUGUCUUCUGUUGUUUUCUCCAUACAUCCAUUUUUGUGACUUUUAACAAAGUCUGCACCUCGCAGUACUUCCUUUGGUACCUCUGCCUUCUGCCUCUAGUGAUGCCUCUAGUGAGGAUGCCUUGGAAAAGAGCCAUAGUACUCCUCAUGUUGUGGUUUCUAGGGCAGGCCUUAUGGCUGACUCCUGCGUACAUUCUGGAGUUCCAAGGAAAGAACACCUUCCUGUUUAUUUGGUUAGCUGGUUUGUUCUUUCUUCUGAUCAACUGUUCCAUACUGAUUCAGAUUAUUUCCCAUUACAAGGAGGACCGCCUAAUAGAGAGAAUCAAAUAUGACUGAUGUGUGUUCUGGACUUCUAUUCCUAUCUGACUGUACGGAAGUUUUUCCUCCCUGAACAUUCUAAGGACUCUGGUGAAAGUUCCCUUGUUCCAAUAGAAAUUAAAACCAGUGUUGGCCUUAUAUAUAAAGGGACCCAGUAAUCGAGGCCCAUCCUUUACAAAGUCUUAGGACUCAUUCAUUUGAUGAGAAAGUAAAGGUUUCUUGUUUGACAGUUGAAAAGCCGAUGAAACUAGAAGAUGCUAAAAUGCUUUUUGUACAAUAGAGAAAUAGACCUAAGUUUCUUAGCAGGGUUUGUUCUCGUUACCCUGUGCCACCGUUGUACCUUCGGCCCUCACCUUUUCCUUCUGCAGUUCUGACAGCUGUGGAAAUUUACAAAGUUCCCAAAGUACAACAUGUUUACAUAUAAAAUAGUACCAUUACCGUGCUUAGUUCGGAAAGUUUAACAUUCUUGUAUUACAUGUUGGGGCUUAGAGAUAAACAGUCCAAAGAAUUUGAA
This is a messenger RNA of Phodopus roborovskii (desert hamster), 1896 nucleotides long. RefSeq names its product phosphatidylinositol glycan anchor biosynthesis class M (gene Pigm). Gene Ontology annotation, molecular function: GPI mannosyltransferase activity; alpha-1,4-mannosyltransferase activity. Gene Ontology annotation, cellular component: membrane; glycosylphosphatidylinositol-mannosyltransferase I complex. Lineage: Eukaryota; Metazoa; Chordata; Mammalia; Rodentia; Cricetidae. The transcript has a single exon. The record is from RefSeq and is a predicted model, not a curated record. Gene Ontology annotation, biological process: GPI anchor biosynthetic process. Bases 129 to 1400 code for a protein of 423 amino acids.